AUGUACGAUUCUGCCGAGCGACUACAGAAGUCGGAAAAGUUAAGUUAUUUUCUACCUAAUCCCUUAUUUUUCUAUUUCUUUUUUCCCACACACACUCUCUCUUACUCUGUGUCUCUCUCUAUACUCUCUCCUUGCCUCUUUCUCUCAAGUACGCUCUCAACGGCACCUGCAAAAUUCGUGACGGGUCUUCAUCAAAUCUCUCUGUUGGUUUUCUCCCUUCAAAUAGUGGAAUAUAGGAGUGCCCUCAAUGUUUCCAGAUCUUUGUUAAAAGGGGGAUCAGUAUCUCAUGCUGAGGUCUUUGCGGAGACACAUAAGAAAAAGAAGAAAAACGGUUCAAGAAAAGGAUGGGUUGAGAUAUGUGCAUCGGAACAAUAUGAUGGAUAUCAUAGAAGCUUGGAUGAAUGGUGUCAGACGCAACCUACUUCUGAUGAUGGUAUCUCAAUCCAACGGUCACCCGAUGAUAUAGUUUCAAUAUGGACAGAUGUGGCAGGUGGUGUAUCCAAAGGAAGAGUUUACGGACUUGGAGUACACCGACCUUCCUCAUUUCGUCCAUCGCCAUUAUUUUCGGAUGCUCCUACUGCGCAAAAUCAGGAAGAAAUGGACACAAUGCGAAAGCAAAUUGAGUUGCUGUCGAAACGGUGUGAAACAGCCGAAACUCAAAUUGCUAGAGUGGAUAAAUUCAUGAAAAAACACAUGCCCCACUCUUAUGAUGAUGAAGAGACUAAAUCUAAUGCAUAGUAGUGGUUUAUGGUUGAUUACUAUUCUUGGAUGUUUAGAUUUAUACAUAGACUUUAUGGUAGAUUUGGAUAAUGUGGUAUAUAUGUUUAGACUUUAUUAUAUUAGUGUCGAUGUGUAUUAUCUACUUAGACUUGAUAUUGAAUAUUUAGACUUUAACAAAUAUUUUGUUUUGAUA
This is a messenger RNA of Nicotiana tabacum (common tobacco), 913 nucleotides long. RefSeq lists its product as uncharacterized. Lineage: Eukaryota; Viridiplantae; Streptophyta; Magnoliopsida; Solanales; Solanaceae. The record is from RefSeq and is a predicted model, not a curated record.